CGGUGCCUCAGAAUCCAGUGGAUUGAUGGAUGUUCUGGAGCUCUUGCUGGGCUCGGCAGCCCUGGUUGCCUGCACAGUGCUGCUCUGUGAGUUGCUUCGCUGGGCAUGCCACCGGAGUCUGCCUCCAGGUCUGGGGCUAGAGCUGGCCUUGGAAGUGGUGUCCACUGUGCAGCUGUGCUGCUGUACCCUGGAGAUGGGUCUGCUCUGCGCAAAGGCAGAUUUGGACCUCUGGCUGGUACUAGCUCUGAUCUACCUGCUGACUGUGCUGCAUUGUAUGACUUUCCAAACAGCCACUUGUAACCCCUGUGGUAGUGUAAAUCAGUGGCUGCGGGGCCUGGCGCCGGGGUCACACACUCUCCUGAAGGUGAUGGUGCAGUUUGCAGGCGCUGGACUCUCUCGGGUGCUCAUGCCCCACCUCUGGUCAUUGGGACUGUCACCGCUGCACCAGCUGAACAAGGACUGCAUGAGCCCCCUGCAAGUAUCCCCUCUGUCUGGGGCCUUAGUGGAGAUGACCUGUGCUCUGAGCAUGUUCCUGAUUCUGUACCCUCUUCCCAGGGUCAGUGCUCCUCUGCAGCCUCAUAUGGCGGCUCUGACCAUCACUGGAAUUGCCUAUGCAGGUGGACCGCUGACAGGAGCCAUGUUCAACCCUGUGCUGGCCUUCGCAGUGGUGUUCUUGUGCCAUGGUCACAGCUACCUGCAGUAUAUUAUCGUCUAUUGGAUCGGACCUCUUAUUGGUAUGGUGCUAUCUUUCCUACUAUUGGAGUUCAUACUUCCAAAGCUCAAUCCCACAAGAGGACCUCGGAGCCGCGUGAAGAAGGACUAA
Messenger RNA from Nanorana parkeri, 823 nucleotides. RefSeq names its product aquaporin-11-like. Gene Ontology annotation, biological process: transmembrane transport. NCBI's taxonomy places the organism in Eukaryota, Metazoa, Chordata, Amphibia, Anura, Dicroglossidae. Gene Ontology annotation, cellular component: membrane; cytoplasm. The record is from RefSeq and is a predicted model, not a curated record. Bases 26 to 823 code for a protein of 265 amino acids. The transcript is spliced from 3 exons. Gene Ontology annotation, molecular function: channel activity.